GGCCAGGCUGACGCAUGCGCCUUUGGGCCCGCCUGCCGCGCGCGUCUUCUCGGUGGGGCUGCGGCAGGACCUUGUCAUUCUGACCCGGGAACCCUACGGAGCGUCUGGCAGAAAUGUCUAAUGCAAAAGAAAGAAAACAUGCCAAGAAAAUGAGAAACCAGCCCACCAAUGUGACUUUGUCCUCUGGCUUUGCGGCUGAAAGAAGCAUGAAGCACCAUAUCGGAGGUGGGAAACCUUUCAACGCUCAGAAACAAGAGCCUCACUCUGGAACUACACGACAGCGGCAAACCAGAAUGACCCCCCACUCACUGUCUGAGCCUGACGGAAAUGAGCUGUGUUCUUCCAAAGUCACGUUUAAGAAAAAGGGAGGCUGGAAAGCAGGCCCUGAGGGCACUUCCCAGGAGAUCCCCAAGUACAUAACCGCUUCUACCUUUGCCCAAGCACGGGCUGCUGAAAUCAGAGCUAUGCUGAAAGCUGUGACCCAGAAGUCUUCGAACUCACUGGUCUUCCAGACCCUGCCUCGGCACAUGAGACGGAGAGCCAUGAGCCACAACGUCCGACGCCUUCCUCGCCGAUUACAGGAAAUGGCCCAGAAAGAGGCUGAGAAAGCUGUACAUCAGAAAAAAGAACACUCGAAAAACAAAUGCCAUAAAGCUCGAAGAUGUCACAUAAACCGGGUGCUGGAAUUUAACCGUAGACAAAAGAAGAACAUGUGGUUGGAAACUCACAUCUGGCACGCCAAACGCUUCCACAUGGUCAAGAAGUGGGGCUACUGCCUGGGCGAGAGGCCGACAGUCAAGAGCCACAGAGCCUGCUAUCGAGCCAUGACAAGCCGCUGCCUCCUGCAGGAUUUAUCCUACUACUGUUGUUUGGAGUUGAAAGGCAAAGAGGAAGAAAUACUAAAGGCACUUUCUCAGAUGUGUAGCAUGGACACAGGACUGACCUUUGCAGCAGUGCACUGCUUAUCUGGAAAGCGCCAGGGAAGUCUCAUGCUUUACCGGGCAAAUAAGUAUCCCAGAGAGGUGCUUGGGCCUGCUACGUUUAUUUGGAGGGCUGAGACGACCCCUGGGGACCCUUCCGAGAGCCGGCAGCUGUGGAUCUGGCUUCAUCCAACUCUUAAACAGGAUAUCUUAGAGGAAAUAAAAACAGUGUGCCAGUGUACGGAACCCAUCAGGCCGACUUUGGGCAUCCCCGACCCGCUCCAGACACAGUCUCAGGAGAAGAACCAGGCUGAACUGCCAGAGGAGCAAAUUGGCAAGAAAAGAAAGAGAAAAGACAAUGGGGAGAUUGUUAAACCAAUUAAAAAAGUGAUUGGUGAUGGAACUAGAGACCCACACCAACCAUACGCUUGGCUCUCCCUGACCACAGGCAUUCUGAUCAGUGACUUGACGACAGAGAUGAACAGAUUCCGGCUGAUUGGCCCUCUCUCCCACUCCAUCCUGACGGAGGCUCUGAAGGCCGCUGCUGUCCACACUGAGGGCCAGGACACGGAGGAGACGCCUCACCACUGGUGGAUGGAAGCCUGUAAGAAUCCUGACAGCGUGUGCCUUCAUCGCAAACAAGAAGCCGUUUUUGAAUUGUUGGGAGGAAUAACAUCACCAGCAGAAAUUCCAGCAGGUACUGUCCUGGGAUUGACAAUUGGGGAUCCUCGAAUAAAUUUGCCCCAAAAGAGGACCAAAGCUUCAACCAAUCCAGAGAAAUGUCUAGAUAAUGAGAAAGUUAGACAGCUGCUCCUGGAGGGUGUGCCUGUGGAGUGUACGCAUAGCUUUAUCUGGGACCAAGAUAUCUGUAAGAGUGUCACAGAGAAUAAAAUCCCGGAUCAGGAUUUAAACCGGAUGAGAAGUGAAUUGCUGGUACCUGGGUCACAGCUUGUUUUAGGGUCCCGGGAAUCCAAGAUACCCAUACUGUUGAUUCAGCAGCCAGGAAGAGUGACUGGUGAAGACCGGCGGGGCUGGGGCAGUGGCUGGGAUGUCCUGCUCCCCAAGGGCUGGGGCAUGGCUUUCUGGAUCCCAUUUAUCUACCGAGGUGCAAGAGUUGGAGGGUUAAAAGAGGCUGUGGUCCAUUCUCAGUAUAAAAGGUCACCUAGCAUCCCGGGUGAUUUCCCAGACUGCCCUGCUGGGAUUCUGUUUGCUGAAGAGCAAGCUAAGAAUCUUCUUGAAAAGUACAAAAGACGCCCUCCUGCCAAGCGGCCCAACUACGUUAAGCUGGGCACUCUGGCACCUUUCUGCUGUCCAUGGGAACAGUUGGCUCAAGACUGGGAGUCGCGAGUCCAAGCCCAAGAUGAGUCUUCCAUCGCUUCAUCUCCAGAUGGCGAGGAGAGCGACUUGAGCAGCGGUGAUGAGGUGCUUGGUGCUGCCGAGCCUGCGACUGGUCCUCAGCUCUCUGAUGACGUGGGGACGUCUGCCUUUGACCCCAAGGAGCCAGAGGAAGGCAUGGACACGGAGUGCCAAGUCCAGGCAGGGCCCGAGAGGGUCAAGGACCUUGGUUCCGGUGAGAACUGUGCUGCCGCCCCUGGAGGUCAGCUCUGUGUUCUUAGGAGUAGAAAAUUACUGAAGCGCCUGUCAGCCUGGUGUGGGCCCAGUUCUGAGGACGGUCGGGCAGCCCGGCGGGCUCCCUGCAGACGCCAGGAGGAGCUGACCAGAGAGGCCUGGCUGCCCAUCUUGGAGCACUUCCCCAGGGCCCUGGUGUGGGUCAGCCUGUCCCUGCUCGGGAAGGGCAGUCCGGAGCCGCACACCAUGAUCUGUAUCCCAGCUCAGGAGGACUUCCUGCGGCUCCGUGAGGAUCGCCGCUACUGUGGGCCCCAGGAGCCCAAGCACCGCGACCCGUUCAAGAGCAAGAUCCUGAAGCAGAAGGAGAAGAAGAAACUGGAGAAGAGGAAGCAGCGGGGAUGUGCCACGUCCAUGGACCUGGCUGGGGGGGAUCCCGUGGCCAGGCAGGAGGCUCUGCCCCUGGGGCUGUGGUCAGGCCCUCUCCCAGCAGUGACCACACACUGCUCCAGAGUUCUCUUGGGCUUUGUCACUCAGGGGGAUUUCUCCAUGGCUGUGGGCUGUGGAGAAGCCCUGGGGUUUGUCAGUUUGACGGGCUUGCUGCACGUGCUGGCCAGCCAGCCGGCAGCUGAGCGGGGCCUGGUGUUACUGAGGCCCCCUGCCUCUCUGCAGUAUCGGUUUGCACGAAUUGCAAUUGAGGUGUGAGUGUAGGUUCACAGGCCAGCAGGGCAUAGAUAACUUUGUCUGCCAAGUCUCUUCAGGGACUUUCGCUUUCUCUGUCUUCUGUUUUAAAAUAUCACGUGAAAUUCCUUGAAAACAAGAAUAAAAAUGGUAUAUUAUGCAAAGGACAAAAUCACAUCAUUCCAGUAACAUCAUGGAUAUCCAUCUUUGCCUGUCCUUGCUGGAAUACUUGCGAGUUAUUUGGCCUGUGUGGCCACAAGCUCUUGUGGUCUGAUCUCUUUGGUCUGUGCAAUGCUUGUUGAAAGUCGUUAGCACCCCUGUCUUUUUUGGUCUCCUUUAUUUUGUUAAGAACAAGGAGCUGUCAGUCUUUUUGAAAAACCUUGUGGUCAUGUGCCUCAGCAGCAACAGCUGUUUCAUGAUUGGACCAUUAGAGAGUAGGAGGCCGUAAACAUUAAGAGUCUGUACCUGAGCUAUGGGUUAUGUUCUGUACUGAGAGUGUGCGAGACCCUUGCUCCAUAAGGAAAGGAACCAAGGACCGCGCAUUGCUGCUGGUUUGCAGGCAGGCAGGUGUGCAGCAGAGGUGCUGGGCUGGAAAUAGAAUGAGGGGCCUAGGACUUUAUGACCCUUUGACCUCUUCACAUGGACCUACACAUGGUCCCAGGACUUACCUAAUUGUUUUAAGUGAAACAUUAAUUGUUUUGUUUCUGCAAAGCAUUUUUCAAAGCCAUAGAGAGCAUUUCUCAGCAUAUGUUCUGUGAAAUGUGUUGCCUAGGAAAAAGAAAGAUUCCAUGGUGAGGUUGAUUUUUAGGUUACUCUGAGUUAAACAAAGCUAGGCAUUUGUUUAUUAAAGAACCUCUGGAACCUUCCGUGUAAUCAUGUGUAUUGUGAAUCUCCAGGAAAUAGAUAUUAGUGUAGAAGACUUUCUAAAUCUUCUGGACCCCAAACUCCUUUUACGAGGAGCACUUUGUAAGAUCGGUGUUCUUAGGAAGCCACUGUGGGCAGUGUGGCUUGUGUGGUGCGAUAGCUACCUCUGCAGGGUGACAACCAAAACCACCAGCUGCUUUUUAGCACCAGUGCAGCCACACUGUCCACCUGGAGUCUGAGCAGGGUAGAAAAGACAGGGCUCAUCCUGUCCCAGAGGAAGCGUGAGCUCAUCAGUGCUUUUUUUUUUUUUUAAACUUGUAGAUAAAUUCAGUGGCCCAUCAACUUUUUGCUGCCAUGUACGAGGGUACUUCAAGAAAUUCACGGAAAAAUGGAACUAAAAGAUAAGCUUGUUUGAAUGAAUUUUUUUUUUAAAUCCAUGUGCAGUUUUCUCAUAAUAAGCUUUUCCCAUGGACUUGUUGAAGACCCCUCAUAUGUCUCACUCAUUCUUCAGUCCCUUAACUUUCCUGUCCUAAAUUUCCAGCAGAGUCUGAGUAUGCCUUUUUUUUUUUUUUUUAACUUUAAAUGUGUAGUUCAGCAUUAUUUCAUGUGAACCAGUUGGGUUUCUGCAGUAGCAUUUGGUAGUAAGCGUCUUUGGGGGUUGCUGAGUUGGGGGAAGGAUACAGGAAGCAUCAGAGCCGGCAGAAAGCACCCUGAGCAGGUGGCGUGUCUGAUGUUUUCCCUCUCACCCUGCCUCUGGAUGUCUGUGUCCAUCCCAAACGAGAUGGAGGAAACAAGUGGAACUGAGUGGUGUCUGUAAACCGAAUAAAAAUGUCACCUGA
Molecule: messenger RNA, 4870 nt
Organism: Oryctolagus cuniculus (rabbit)
Lineage: Eukaryota; Metazoa; Chordata; Mammalia; Lagomorpha; Leporidae
Gene: POP1
Product: POP1 ribonuclease P/MRP subunit
Biological process (GO): tRNA 5'-leader removal
Cellular component (GO): ribonuclease MRP complex; nucleolar ribonuclease P complex
Source: RefSeq, a predicted model, not a curated record